This is a messenger RNA of Strongylus vulgaris, 459 nucleotides long. The record is from the annotation of a GenBank genome assembly. NCBI's taxonomy places the organism in Eukaryota, Metazoa, Nematoda, Chromadorea, Rhabditida, Strongylidae.
AUGGGGAGGGUUGGAGAUCAGUUCCUUACCACUUUCAACCGAUUAUGGAAUGUCCAAGGUUUGGGCUCAUAUGUGGAGGAAUUGUGGACUCAGUAUUGCGAUCUUACGCUCAUGGUAACAGUAUGCAGGAGUGCGGGUAUGUGGAGGAAAAGAAACAUCGUCUAUUACGGAUAUGGCACUCCCCGAUGUGGCGACCAGGAAUUUGCUGCGCGCAUGGAUGAAUCCUCAUACCAUAGGUAUCGCAUCAACUGGCUCGCUGAUAAUAUACCGUAUGUAAUCAAUUACAAAUCUUGGCUUCUUGGUGGAGUAAUAAAUGAGGUAGAAACAUGCGAUUUUCCGGAAGACUACACAUGCAAUACCGGUACGGCAUCGAGCCAACACACAUCCUACUUUUCGACUUCUCAGGGAAAUUAUGAUGGACUCACCUGCGGACUGUUCACUACAUUUACCGUUGCUUGA